UUUCACCCGGGUGAAUUGAGAUGUAGGCCACGUCAGCAAUUACCCCGCAGCUGAGCCUCGUGGAGUAUCACGCCAGUCUGACAUUACCACAUUUCUUACACUAUGAAUAAUGUCAAUAAGGAUAAUAGCAUUAUUGUGUUGACCAGAGACUCGAACUAAUUUGAUAUUCAUCCUACACUCAAAUGGCUGACAGAAGGCUCCCUCGUGAAGCCUACACGGUUGGAUGGGUAUGCGCCCUUCCUGUCGAACUCGCCGCCGCAGAAGAAAUGCUUGACGAACGACACGGGGAUUCGGUCACCGGUCCUAAGGACAGCAACAUCUAUACCCUUGGACGUAUCGGAGAGCAUAAUGUGGUGAUCGCCUGUUUACCGGAAGCUCAGAUGGGCACCAACUCCGCCGCUGCAGUGGCUGCCCAGAUGCAGUCGGCCUUUACCUCUAUUCGCAUUGGUCUUAUGGUUGGUAUUGGUGGAGGAGUCCCAUCAACGAAUUCAGAUAUCCGACUUGGGGAUGUGGUGGUCAGUCGACCGGAAAACAGCCACGGCGGAGUCGUGCAAUAUGACUUUGGAAAAAGCACGCCGAGUGGCUUCCAGAGAACCGGGUUUCUAAAUGCUCCGCCAAAGACCCUUCGGAAUGCCGUCUCUCGCCUCAGAGCUAAGCAUAUGCGGGAUGAAGCGCAGUUUCUACAGUUCAUGUCCAAGUUCGACCGUCUUCCAACCUUUACCCGGGAGUACGCAGGGUCAGAUGUCUUGUUUGAUGCACAAUACAACCAUGUGGGGGGACUGACAUGUGAAGAUUGUGAUGAACAGAGGAUACUGAUAAGGAGAGAUCGUGGUCAGCAGGAGGGCAUAACCGUUGUCCACUAUGGUACUAUCGCAUCUGGGAACCAAGUGAUGAGAGACGCUGCCGAGCGAGAUCGAGUCAGUUCAGAGCUUGGCGGGGUGCUCUGCUUUGAGAUGGAGGCUGCUGGGCUGCUGAAUGAGUUCCCAUGUCUUGUUAUAAGGGGCAUCUGUGACUAUUCAGACUCACACAAGAAUAAGAGGUGGCAGCCAUAUGCCGCAGGAGUGGCAGCAGUAUAUGCCAAAGAACUUCUCUCCACCAUACCUGCUAUAGAGAUUACACAAUUCCUCGUGGAAUCAACAGCAGUCGCAAGGAAAAAGACAUUUUUUACCAUCCCAUAUCAAAGAGAUGAGAACUUUGUUGGCCGAGAAUCUAUAAUGACUGAUCUUGAUGAUAAAAUGCAAUCCAUGACUGCCGCCAGGCACAUUAGGGUUGCUCUAGUUGGGAUAGGGGGAAUAGGCAAGUCUCAAAUCGCUAUUGAAUACGCCUAUCGAGCUCGACAACGCAACCCAGAAUUGUCUGUAUUCUGGGUCUAUGCUGGCAGCGUCGCCCGCUAUGAACAGGCCUAUAAAGAUCUUGCAGACAAACUUGAUCUUCCGGGCAGAGCCGACCCUGGAGUGGAUAUUUUGAAACUGGUAUCGCAGUGGCUAUCUGACGAUGUCAACGGCCAGUGGCUGAUGAUUCUGGACAAUGCUGAUAAUGAGGAUAUGUUCUUCAAUGAGCCAAAAGCAAAUGGAAUUGCCCUGAUCACCUCUAUUCCUCAAACAACAAAUGGAUCUGUUCUCAUCACCACUCGAGGCUCGACGGCCGCCAGGAAUCUCCUUACCACCACCUAUCAGAACAUAGUCUCUGUCGAGGUUAUGGACGCAAAUGAUGCCUUGGACCUUUUUCAAACGAGGGUUGCUCUAGACAAGCAUUCAUUGGAAGACGCUCGCAAGCUUGUUCAGACAUUGGAAUAUAUCCCCUUGGCCAUCAGCCAUGCCAGCGCAUAUAUUCAAGCACGAUCACCAAGGAUCACAGUGUCAGCAUACCUUGCUCUACUACAAGAGAGUGAUGCAAGCUUGGCCGCACUCCUUAGCCAUCUAGAUGUGAGGGAUUCCAGGCGAGACUACAGUUCCCAGCAUGUGGUCACUGCGACUUGGCAGAUCACCUUUGACCAGAUACGAACUUCUCAGCCCGCUUCAUCUGAUCUCCUUGCUUUAAUGAGCAUGUUUGACCGGCACAGGAUCCCUGAAACACUGUUACUACAAAACAGAACUCGGGGUGAGUUUGAGGAUGCUAUUCAUCCAUUGAUAAGCUUCUCACUCAUCAGAGAGAGCAAAGAUCAACAAUCCUUUGAGAUUCACCGUCUUGUACAAAUAUCCAUGAGGAAGUGGCUAGAGUCUCAUAACCAGCUGCAAAAAUGGAGCAUAAUAUCGGCCGAAAUAAUUGCCAGAUCUUUUCCGUCUGGAGAAUUCGAAACAUGGAAAGAAUGCCAAAUAUUGCUGCCGCAUGCUAUGGAGGUCUUGCGACAAGCUCCGGAGAAUAACAGCCCAAUGCCGAUGAAUCAAACCCCUAGACCGACGUUACGCCAGCGUCUCAAGGGAAAGCUUACACGCCGACACAGAGAAAAACCUACUGCAGACAACCGAGAAUCACUGCCAUGGGCAGAGAUUGGAAAAAAGGCUGGCUGGUACCUAUUCCUCCAAGGCAGGUAUCAAGAAGCAGAGGCGAUGCUUCGGCAAGUUCUGAGAGGAACUGAGAAAAUACUAGGUCCAAAGCAUCCUGAUACACUUGCUAGUAUCAAUAACCUUGGCUCAGUUCUUGGAGAACAGGGGAAAUACCAAGAAGCAGAGGCGAUGCAUCGGCAAGCUCUAAGAGAGAAAGAGAAAGUACUAGGUCCAGAGCAUCCUAAUACCCUUGCUAGUGUUAAUAACCUUGGCUUAGUUCUUGGAGACCAGGGGAAAUACCAAGAAGCAGAGGCGAUGCAUCGGCGAGCUUUAAGAGAGAGAGAGAAAGUGCUAGGUCCAGAGCAUCCUAAUACCCUUGCUAGUGUUAAUAACCUUGGCUUAGCCCUUGGAAAACAGGGGAAAUAUCAAGAAGCGGAGGUAAUGCAUCAGCGAGCUCUAAGAGGAUAUGAGAAAGUGCUAGGUCCAGAGCAUCCUGAUACACUUAGGACUGCUCAAGCCCUUAUCUUAGCCCUUGAAUGCCAGGGUAAACAUCAAGAAGCUGAGACAGUGCAUCAGCGAGUACGAAGUGUUAGAUAGCUGUUGAAUAUAUUGUCAUG
Molecule: messenger RNA, 3103 nt
Organism: Penicilliopsis zonata CBS 506.65
Lineage: Eukaryota; Fungi; Ascomycota; Eurotiomycetes; Eurotiales; Aspergillaceae
Exons: 3
Coding region: 183-3083 (966 amino acids)
Biological process (GO): nucleoside metabolic process
Molecular function (GO): catalytic activity; protein binding
Source: RefSeq, a predicted model, not a curated record